CACAAUUGCAAAAAGGGAGACAGAUCAAAGGAUCAAGGAUGCUAAUGGAGCAAAAGUAAAUGAUCCACUUUCUGGUAGCAAUGCAAUAACUUAAUUGCAGGAGCCAUGAAAGUGUAGACCAUUACCUUGAUAUACUACAGACUAGCAUGAAACUUGGUCUUCGGCAAUAUGGCGGCCACUAUCUAGAAGGCUAAACCAUUGCUCCCUCUAGUGUGCGAAGUAGGAACUGCAAGUAGACAGGAAUACGUCAUCCGUCCGCGCAAGAUUCCAUCCGGCUCUGCCUACACGUGUGUGAUCUCAGGCUGUGGUCGGUGGGAUCGGAGAGACCUGCUAACCGGUUACUAUGGGGAAAGCCGCCGGGAAGAAGAAAGGAAAACAGGCUCCAGGCCGCAGUGUCCCAGCCAAGGCCCGUGCGGAGGUCAACAAUAACCCAUUCGAAGUGAAAAUCAACAAACAGAAAUUCAAUGUUUUAGGGAAAAAAACCAAGCACGACGUGGGGUUGCCUGGGGUGUCCAAAUCUAAAGCUAUCAGGAAGCGCAAAGAAACUCUCCUUAAAGAAUAUCAGCAACGAGGGAAAUCCAGUUUAUUUACGGAUCGGCGAUUUGGGGAGUAUGACCGUAAACUCACUUCGGAAGAAAAGAUGUUGAAGAGAUUUGCUUUGGAACGACAGCGCAAUGUUGAGAAGCAAAACAUGUUUAACCUUAAUGAAGAGGAGGAGCUGACUCAUUAUGGGCAGUCGCUGGCAGCCAUUGAGAAACUGAACGAUGCUGUGGAGAGUGACAGUGACACAGAAGAACGAGGAGCUUUAUCAGCCGAAUUGACAGCUGCUCAUUUUGGAGGUGGUGGUGGCCUGCUUAGAAAAAAAGCCCCAUCUGAGCAGAAAGAUGAAGAAUUGGAAAAACCAAAGACGCGGAAAGAAUUGAUUGAAGAGCUGAUCGUCAAGUCUAAACUAGAGAAGAGAGAAAGACAGAAUCAAAAGGAAAAGACGCUGGAGCUUACAGAAAGACUGGAUAGCGACUGGAGAAAAAUCCAAACACUUCUAGCUCAUAAGACUCCUAAAUCUGAACGAAAUGCUGAAGUAGAAAAGCCAAAGCCUGACGAGUAUGAUAAGAUUGUGCGUGAGCUGGGCUUUGAGAUGAAGGCUCAGCCAUCGGAACGACUGAAGUCUGAAGAGGAAUUGGCUAAAGAGGAGCAGGAGCGCCUACAGAAUCUGGAGGCUGAGCGGCUCAGGCGGAUGCGCGGAGGGGAUGACGAUAAACAUAUGAAGAGACCAGCACAUGUUUCUGCGGAUGAUUUAAUGGAUGAUUUCGUACUGGAUAAAGAUGAUAGAUUAAUGCUUUCCUAUAAGGAUGGUGCCAUGAAUCUACCAGAGGACCAUGAUGGAGAGGAGGAAGACCAUGAUGGAGAGGAGGAAGACCAUGAUGGAGAGGAGGAAGGGAUGGAGGAUGGUAGUGACCAGGAGGAAGAUGAUGGAAGUGAUGAAGGUUCAGAAGAAAGUGAUGCAUCAGACAAUUACACUGAUCUAGAAUCUGAUGCAGGAAGCGAUGGACAGGAAGAUCAUACUGAAGUAAAAACCAGGGAGAAAAAAAACAAAAGCAAGGAAGAGAUAAAGGCUGACGCAGAGGCUGCCAAGUCUGAGCUUCCAUUCACAUUCGCUGUUCCAGAGUCUUAUGAGAGUUUCCUGUCCCUCCUGGUUGGGAAGUCAGCAGAGCAGCAGCUGGUUGUGCUGGAGAGGGUUCAGAAGUGCAAUCACCCCAGCCUUGCAGAAGGAAACAAAGCCAAGUUAGAGAAGCUGUUUGGCUUUCUUCUGGAAUACAUAACUGAUUUGGCCAAAAAAGACUCUCCUGACUUGCCGAUGAUUGACAAGCUAGUGCUCCCCCUGUACAAUCUGUGCAAGACAUUUCCUGAAGCAGCGGCAGCCUGUGUCCGAGACGCCCUGCAGGACGCAACAGAAAGCAUGAAUGAAAUGCUGAAAAUCAGAAGUCGCAGCGCUCACCCUGCGUUACAUGUGCUAGUAUACCUAAAAAUUACCGGAUUAUUAUUCCCCACAUCGGACUUUUGGCAUCCAGUGGUCACGCCGGCGAUGAUCUUAAUGAGUCAGAUAUUGACGCAGUGUCCAGUCUCCUCGUUACAAGGCAUUGCUGCCGGCCUGUUUGUAUGCUGUAUGUUUACGGAGUACGUGUCCCUGUCUCGGAGGUUUAUACCGGAACUGAUUAACUACCUCUUGGGGAUUCUUCACCUGGCUGUUCCAAACAAACAGACACAGAAUUACACACUGAUUCCCCCAUUUAAACCCCAUGGGAGGCACACUGAGCUGCUGGUAAUUCAGAGCAAGGAGGACACAGACACCUGGGUGAAGAGCAAGCUGUUGUUAUCAGAUCUGCGUUGUCUGGGAAAUAAAACUGAAACCAUCCAUUUCAAAUUGAACUGUGUGGCCGUGUGCUUGGAUCUGCUACAAAAGUGUGUUAAGAUGUACGGGCCUCUGCCAGCCUUCCGAGAGAUUAUACAGCCCAUCGCAUUGCUCCUCCGUGAACAUCUUCCCAUGGCAGAUUAUCCAGAGAAGCUCCAGGCUUUGCAUUCAGACAUUCUGAAAGAGAUUGAGACACACACGAAGAAGCUGUACACACCCCUGGUGUUUGAAAAACAGGCGCCAGUCCCCAUGAAAAUGUUCACCCCAAAAAUAAUGCCUGUACUUGAAUAUGGGAAAAGACAAGGCUGCAACAAAGUGGAGCGGGAGAGAAAAAGACUGGUUCAUAAACACAAACGAGAAUAUAAAGGAGCCGUUCGUGAAAUACGCAGAGACAACCAGUUCCUGGCGAGAGUGCAGCUCUCAGAGGCCAUGGACAGGGAUGCGGAGAGGAAACGGAAAGUGAAGGAGCUUUUCAACAGUCUGUCAACGCAGGAGGGUGAGUGGAAGGCCCUGAAGAAGAGGAAGCUGAAGGGAAAGUAACGGAACACAUGAUGGAACAUCCAGGAGACUAAAUACCUCUUCAGUAAUCGUGGAGAACUAAGAACUGCUAUAUUUUCCACUUUUUUUGUGGAAAUAUUUCGGGACUAUUGCAUUUAAUUGCAUCACUUGAUUAGCCUGAGGACCUCCAUUUCACAAUAUGUAAAUAGUGGCUAACGUUUCAACUGUGGCACAGCCGUGCCGAGAAAUGCGACCAGGUUCGUGCCCGCUCAAAUGGUGGAGGAAAAAAAAUCUCGAAGAUGCCAUUUUAUUUCCACUUUUAUUUGUGGAAUCUUUGUAUUUUUAAAUGCUAGAAAUGUGAUUCACCUUGUGUUUACCUGAACGGUCUAUAUAACACAACGUGUUAUGGGAUAUUGUAUAGCUUUAAAAAAUAAAUGAUAUCCC
Messenger RNA from Pelobates fuscus (common spadefoot toad), 3352 nucleotides. It is a transcript of the gene NOP14, whose product is annotated as NOP14 nucleolar protein. The record is from RefSeq and is a predicted model, not a curated record. The transcript is spliced from 18 exons. Gene Ontology annotation, cellular component: small-subunit processome; Noc4p-Nop14p complex; nucleolus. The coding region runs from base 344 to 2950 and encodes 868 amino acids. Gene Ontology annotation, biological process: maturation of SSU-rRNA. Lineage: Eukaryota; Metazoa; Chordata; Amphibia; Anura; Pelobatidae.